UCCGGAAGAGGGCAGAUGGAACGAGCAGCACAAAUCAGGAAGUGACAAUGUUGAAACUUGAUGGCGGUCGCAAGCAAAGACCAAACACGAGCAAGCAGUCGCCUUGGCGCGUGUCACUAGCGUAGAGCUUUGGAUAGUCGACGAAAGAGGCAGCGGCGUGGUCGAGCUGUGUCAGUGUCCAAAAAUGCCGCCUCGACCGUCGCCCAUCUUGCGCCAAUUGGCCUCACUGGCCUCCCGCCCUCGUAUACAAUCUCAAACAAGGCCCUGGGUCUGUCGCCAGUGCCAACAAACUCGUCCUGUUCUACAACGAAGAUCCUAUGCCAACCAGCCCGCCGAUGACCCUUCCUUCACCUCGAUUGUCGAUGUCCAACCUCAGCUUGUACGUGUGGGCGGUAGAAAGCAUGGCUGGGGCCUUCUAGUCUUGGCCAUCAUCCCUAUCACUGCUUUCGCCCUCGGUUCAUGGCAGGUGGCGCGUUUGGGCUGGAAGACUGAACUCAUCGCUCGCUUCGAGGACCGCCUCGUGCGCGAUCCUCUACCUCUCCCGCCCAGCAUCGACCCUGCUGCCAUCAAGGACUUUGACUACAGAAGAGUCUACGCCACCGGUAAAUACCGCCAUGAUCAGGAGAUGCUCAUCGGUCCCAGAAUCCUUGAUGGCAACGAUGGGUACAUGGUCGUCACUCCUCUUGAGCGCGAGUUCGAUGACUAUCCUGGCAACACCAAGAUUCUCGUGUGUCGGGGCUGGAUCCCCAAGGACAAGGCGAAACAGCGCUCUAGGCCUGAAGGUCUGCCACAAGGUGAAGUCACUGUUCAGGGACUAUUGAGGGAGCCGUGGAAGAAGAACAUGUUCACGCCCGAGAACAAGCCCGAACAGGGUGCUUUCUACUUCCCCGAUGUCUACCAAAUGGCCGAAUUCUCGGGGAGUCAGCCUGUUUGGGUCGAGGAGACUAUGAAGGCCGACCUCGUCGAGUCUUAUGAUCGAGAAGCAAAGGGUAUUCCUAUCGGAAGGCCGGCUGAAGUAAAUCUUCGAAACAACCACACCCAGUACAUCUUCACAUGGUACUCGUUAGCUGCUGCGACAUCUGUCAUGCUCUGGAUGGUUGUAAAGAAACCCUCAUCGCGCGCAGCCCGCAGGGUCCGCCAGUCAGGCCAAUGGUAAAUAUGUAUAUAAUAGAACUGUCUGUAUCCGGAUGCCGCCAGUAAACCAUAAGUAAAUCACAACCAAACGCUACUCCGAUAAGAUCGAUGUCAUAUAGUCAAGCCGAACGAAUGGGUAAGAGUUGGUGCGUGGCAGAUUCUGUGAACAUGCACCGAAUCGAAGUAAUAUUGGCAACACGAUCCUUGAACAAACCCCCGUCAGGACAUCGCAUCGAAUCGGGCGCCUCGAAAGUCCCUCCAGAGACUUGGAUCGAUCUCAAAAUGACAUAACACAAGCUGCUGUCG
Aureobasidium subglaciale EXF-2481 is the source of this 1440-nucleotide messenger RNA. RefSeq lists its product as uncharacterized. The record is from RefSeq and is a predicted model, not a curated record. Gene Ontology annotation, cellular component: membrane; mitochondrion. Bases 185 to 1156 code for a protein of 323 amino acids. Lineage: Eukaryota; Fungi; Ascomycota; Dothideomycetes; Dothideales; Saccotheciaceae. The transcript has 2 exons. Gene Ontology annotation, biological process: mitochondrial respiratory chain complex IV assembly.